GACAUCCAUCCGACCACGCGCGGGACGAACGAACUACGAAACUACUAAUUAACGUCAAAUUACGAAUGAGAGCAGUUGUUCAGUUUUGAAGGGAUGGCGUCCGUGCGCACGCGCUCCGCAUCCCCCAAAUCCGUCUCGUUCUCCCCCGUCCUCGAGCGGAAGUACAGUGCUGAUCGUGGACCUCUGAACCCCCCCGAGUUGAGUUCGACCGAUUGGAGGAAAUACUUCUCAGACUUCAGCGCAUACUUAGAUGCGCUGCUCGCAGACCUCCAAAACUCCAUCAACCCUGGCGCCCGCGUCGGCAGUCCAGUCGGCCGUACCAGUUCCCCUGGUGGCCGGACCGCGUCCCCUGGUCGAACCAGUUCCCCUGGUGGCAGGGGGGCCUCACCUGGCCGGCUCAGCUCGCCAGGCGGCAGUCUAAGCUCCCCCACAUCGACUGGCUACGGCUCUAUAAAUGGAUCGAGGAAUAUCAGCUCAGAUUACCACAAACCUAGCUCGCCUACGUAUCAAAACACAAGUUCAAUACACGAACGCACAGUGCCCGUGAAGUAUGGCGGCAGUCAAGCGAGCUAUGGUGGCCACACGCCCUCGUACAACACAGGACAGUCCGCCGGGUACGGCCGGACCACCGGCCGGGGUAACUUGACGGAGCUGGAUAUACUGCUGGACGAUUUGGGCAACGCAAGAUAUGGGAAUUACGCUGAUAAGAGCGCUUACAGUGAACGAUCUGUAACAGAUGGCUACGCAAGGACCAAUGGAGCGACUAGUCCUGCGUCCUCGAGGCCGACCGUGGACUCACUCCUCGACCAGCUCAGCACAGACGUGCCUAAUGGCCGUGCAUCAACCUCACCCGUUCCGCCAUCGUCCGGCACGCUGCCCCGGCCCGGCACCAAACAGGUGACGGUCACGGUGCAAGAGACGGUGGUAGAGCCGGCGCUGCAGCCUCCACCGGUGCCGGCGCCGGUUCCGGCGACGACUGUGGCGCGGCACCACCACCACGCGUCCAGCGCUACUAAGGAGCUGGAUGAUCUGAUGGCUUCGCUGUCGGACUUCAAGCCCACGAGCAGGCAGCUCUCCAGCGGCCGCCGUCUCGCUCGCACCCGCGCCUCGCGCCUAGCUAAAGAUAGUCCCGAGCGUUACAUCACAGGCGUGGUGGGGCCGCGAGCUUAUAAUAUUAGAGUACAUAGUCAAACAUUUCACUCGAACCGCAUUCGCUCCAGUCCACCACGACCGGACGGUGUUACCUUCUGUACGUUGCGAUCUCCGAAGCCAAGACUCGACUUAUACAAGUCGGGAGAUUCGCACAUACAGAAAGUGACAUCGAUUGGAUAA
Messenger RNA from Ostrinia nubilalis (European corn borer), 1332 nucleotides. RefSeq names its product paxillin-like. Lineage: Eukaryota; Metazoa; Arthropoda; Insecta; Lepidoptera; Crambidae. The coding region runs from base 94 to 1332 and encodes 412 amino acids. The transcript is spliced from 7 exons. The record is from RefSeq and is a predicted model, not a curated record.